AUGCUGAAGGCCAACUAUAUCGGUAGUAUCCACACUCACAGGUAUGCUGUGGACUCAGUCAUCAUUCUUAACGCGUAUCUAAUUUGCUGUCAAGCGCCACAAGCACUCCCCUCCGCAUACGCCCUUCACAAAGCUUGUCAUAAUCCCACCGUUGCAAAAACCACAGCUAUGCAAAUAUUCUCUUUAGAGGAGGUUGGCAAACAUAAUAGCAAGAUCGACUUAUGGGUUGCUAUUCACGGCAAAGUGUACGAUGUCACAAGCUACGUAAAAGAUCAUCCUGGCGGUGCUGAUCUCUUGAUUGAUGUUGCCGGUCAAGAUGCAACGGCGGCGUAUGAAGAUGUUGGCCAUUCGGAGGAUGCAAGCGAGAUUCUCGAAUCCUUCCUGAUCGGGACACUGAAAGAUGCGGUGGAAUACAAGGCCCCCACAGCUGUCAGACUUAUCCAGCCACCUCCGGUGUCUUCACCUGAGCGAAAGGUUAGCUGGGAUGCUACUCGUAUUGUUGGUCUCGGUGUUGGCUCAGUUGCUUCACUUUAUCUUGCGUCUAAAGCUCUGAGACCACAUCUCGACUUUCAUCACUUGGCUGAGCUUCUGCCCAGCCUGCCGUCCCUGUCUUCCAUCAAGCUUUCCCCAUCCCUACCUCAUGGGGGUUUUGCUACUGGGGCAGCCGCCACGGCCUGUAUCUGUGCCGUACUAGGCGGCAUAGUCGCGUCUCGCCUCUCGAAGCUCACAGAGAUCGAGUCGGGCUUCACGAAGUAUCCCCCUCGGGUCAAGAGAAAGACUAUUCACCAGCAAGACCCCCACCUCAUCCCUGGCUUCCUCCAACCGAAAGAAUACAAGGCCCUACCACUGGUGGAGAAGACACUGCUCGCUCCCAAUGUCUAUCGCUUCGUCUUUCAACUUCCUCGCAAAGGCGAUGUGGUUGGUCUGCCCAUCGGACAACAUGUCGCCAUCAAAGCAACUGUCAACGGCCAAUCCGUGUCUCGAUCAUACACUCCAACGUCGAAUAACCUCGACUUGGGUAGACUGGAGCUGGUAAUCAAGUGCUACCCAGAUGGAUUGCUCACAGGCCAGUACCUUGCCAACCUUGAGGUCGGUGACAAGGUCCUCUUUCGUGGCCCCAAAGGCGCAAUGCGAUACAAGAGGAAUCUCUGCAAAAAGAUCGGCAUGAUAGCUGGCGGCACAGGAAUCACGCCUAUGUUCCAGCUUAUUCGCGCAAUCUGCGAAGACGACAAGGACACCACUGAGAUCUCCCUGGUUUACGCCAAUCGUACGGAAGAUGAUAUUCUCCUACGUACUGAGCUGGAAGCAUUCGCAUCAGCCUAUCCGAAAUCGCUGAAGAUCUGGUACAUGUUGGACCACCCACCAAACGACUGGCAGUACGGCAAGGGCUAUGUAACGCCGGAUGUGAUGCGUGAAAGGCUGCCUGGGCCUGGUCCAGAUACCAGAAUCAUGCUUUGUGGCCCUCCUGGCAUGGUCAAUGCCGCAAAGAAAGGUUUGGCUGGUCUGGGAUUCCAAGCUCCAGGAGCGGUCGCGAAGAUGACGGAUCAGAUCUUCUCUUUUUAG
Molecule: messenger RNA, 1563 nt
Organism: Aspergillus welwitschiae
Lineage: Eukaryota; Fungi; Ascomycota; Eurotiomycetes; Eurotiales; Aspergillaceae
Product: cytochrome B5
Exons: 3
Coding region: 1-1563 (520 amino acids)
Cellular component (GO): endoplasmic reticulum
Molecular function (GO): heme binding; oxidoreductase activity
Source: RefSeq, a predicted model, not a curated record